Messenger RNA from Calypte anna (Anna's hummingbird), 1982 nucleotides. RefSeq names its product transformer 2 alpha homolog (gene TRA2A). The record is from RefSeq and is a predicted model, not a curated record. NCBI's taxonomy places the organism in Eukaryota, Metazoa, Chordata, Aves, Apodiformes, Trochilidae. Gene Ontology annotation, molecular function: RNA binding. Gene Ontology annotation, cellular component: spliceosomal complex. Gene Ontology annotation, biological process: positive regulation of mRNA splicing, via spliceosome. The transcript is spliced from 8 exons. Bases 213 to 1046 code for a protein of 277 amino acids.
CCCGCGGGGUGUCGGGCGCAGACGGAGCGGAGGCGCCAUUUUGCGCUGCUGCGGGAGACGGUUGGGGAGGCGGUGGCGGGAGGGAGGUGGCAGCGAUACCGGUAGCGAUAAUAAUAAUAGCGGCAGGGAUAACAAUAGCAGUAGCGGGUACUGUUGCUGCUCGGGACUAGCGUCCCCCGUUCGCCCAGCCCCGUUGCCAGGACUCUGCCGAUAUGAGCGACGUGGAGGAGAACAACUUCGAGGGAAGGGAGUCUCGCUCCCAGUCAAAAUCUCCAGCUGGGAGUCCUGCUCGUGUAAAAUCGGAGAGCAGGUCAGGAUCUCGCAGUCCAUCGAGGGCUUCCAAACAUUCUGAAUCGCACUCUAGGUCGAGAUCAAAAUCAAGAUCCAGGUCCAGAAGACAUUCGCACAGACGUUACACUCGUUCCAGAUCCCAUUCCCAUUCUCAUUCCCAUAGGAGACGUUCUCGAAGCAGAUCAUACACACCAGAAUACCGCCGUCGAAGGAGCCGUAGUCAUUCUCCAAUGUCCAACAGGAGAAGGCACACUGGCAGCAGAGCUAAUCCAGAUCCUAAUACAUGUCUUGGAGUAUUUGGUCUCAGUUUGUAUACUACUGAGAGAGAUUUGCGUGAAGUCUUCUCCCGUUACGGACCUCUGACUGGUGUCAAUGUCGUUUAUGAUCAACGGACUGGACGAUCAAGAGGAUUUGCUUUUGUUUAUUUUGAGAGAAUUGAUGAUUCUAAAGAGGCAAUGGAGCACGCAAAUGGCAUGGAGCUGGAUGGCAGAAGGAUUCGAGUUGAUUACUCAAUCACCAAGAGAGCACAUACACCCACCCCAGGCAUCUACAUGGGCCGGCCAACACACAGUGGAGGUGGUGGUGGUGGUGGAGCAGGGCGUCGCCGUGACUCAUAUUAUGAUAGGGGCUAUGACAGAGGCUAUGACAGAUAUGAAGAAUAUGACUACAGAUACAGGAGACGAUCACCAUCACCUUAUUAUAGUCGAUACCGAUCGCGAUCGAGAUCCCGUUCCUAUAGUCCAAGGCGCUACUGAAGAUCAGAAGAAUUACAGUUGAGGGCAUGGUUUUUAAAUACAAAGUUUGGAUCUCCCUACUGCUUUCCCUCCUAUCCCUCCCUUCCUUGUCCUCCAUCCAGCUCUUUUACAAAUCUUGGGUUUAUUUAGAAUAUACAUAUUUCAGUUGAAGUAUUUCCUGUUUUCCAUCCUUCCUUAUUGUAAUACUCUUAAAUAUUGUAAUUGUUGUAGUUUUUGUGUAGUAAACCAUCUUAAGUAAAAUUAGAGAACCCAAAGUGCUGAUACGUUUUGAAAAUUAUUCCUCUUUUGUUUCAAAACAAUUGGAUUCUUGACUAAUUGGAAGACAACAUUAAUACUUUUAAAGCUUGCAUGUCACAUGUAAUAUACACACUCAGAUAUAUUAAUAUAAACCUGGAUUUCCAAGUAAGUUGUUAAUCUUUAUGUUAAAAUGUUUACCUAUUCCUUUGAUAAACAAGUAACCACUUUGAGCCUUUUCUGUAAUUGCAAAUUUACUUAGUCAUGAACCAGAGGAUUAUUUUGGUUUUGUUUUUGUUUUUUUGUCAGGUAGUUGCUUUGAGUGUAGCCUAUUUGAGCUAGAGCAAAAUUUGGUAUUUGACUGGGAAAAAUAGAUCUGGAUUUGUUUCUGGAUUGCUACGCAGUGGAUAAAAUUUGAAGUUAAAGAUGUAAAAAUUUUGGGGUUUUUAUCGUACUUGUUUGAAUAUUUCCCCUUAAUUGUUGCGGAGAAAAAUGUAUUUAUUGAACAUAGCAAUUAGUUAUAUAAUUCGCUGUUCAUUUAAACAACAUAAUAUAAAAAACCCACCAACUUUUUGGUAUGCAAUAAUGAUUGAGCAAGUUUUUUUUCCAGUCCUUUUGGAGUUUUGAAAGAAUGGAUGGAAAACCCUACAACUAUGUGUAAACCUUUUUUUUUCCCUCCUCAAUAAAAGUUAAUUCAAUUGA